AAGUGAGAAACAAUUGUGAGGUGAGGCAGUGACUGAUUGACGAACAAUAUGUAGACCAAAUUUCGCCCAAUAACCAUUCUUGGGCGUUGACCAUUGUAAGAUGGCCACGUUAAUACCAUCAUUGUUUCCCUAAAAAUAUUAUACCCAAUCGACGCCAUUGUUCAUUAAGUAUUUCAGUAACCUAACGGGUUACCUGUUACGGACGAUGAUCAAUAACAAUACAGUCAUGUACCUGUACACACACAUGGAUAUCGUCUCAUAUGUUUUGUGAUACACGUUUGGAUUUGAGUGGUUUAAAAAGGAUAUAGCGGGAUAUAGCGGCGAUGUUGAGGAAGAAAACCAACGCUACGUCUUUCAAUUCUGUCACGAUGGUACGUUUUAUCAAGGGCAACAAGCUGCGUAAAUUAAUAAGUACGGGAUUAUUGGUAUUGAUAUUAAUUAAUCUUGUAUUAAUUUACAAUAGAAGUAACAAAUACAAAGUUCCAGAAGUAAUCAAAGUUACCCAAAAAUUACCACUUUUACAAAAUGAUAAAUGGAUUGUAGUGACAACAUCGUCAUUUAGGGAAGAAGAUAUUAGGGCUCUGACCAGAAUUCCUGGGUGGAAAGUUGUAGUUGUGGCAUUGAAUAGGGACACAAUCCCGACAGUACGAUUAAACAACUGUGUAUAUUUAGACAUUGUUGAACAGAGUCAACUUGGUUAUAAAACAGCAGAUUUCAUACCAGAAGGAAGCUACGCCAGGAAAAAUAUCGGUUAUCUCUACGCUAUUUCUCAUGGCGCCAAAGUGAUUUUUGAGACUGAUGACAACGUGCGCCUAUUGGGUGGAUUACGACGAUUUAAAUUUGAGACGAGGAUGCGAGGUUUGGUGUAUGCAGGCGAAAAUUUGUUUAAUCCCUAUCGCCAUUUUGGCCAACCUACAUUGUGGCCCCGGGGUUAUCCAUUAAGUGCAAUAGGAGAGGAAAUAAACAAUAAAUAUAUCUUGCAUGAUUUUAAAACACCCAUAAUCCAACAGGGAAUAAUAUCGAACGAUCCAGACGUCGACGCAAUUUUAAAAUUGAGUCGCAAAAUGACAAAAGCUCAUUUUAACACUACGUUUGAUACCAGAGCACCUCCUGUGAUUUUACCAGCUGGAGUGUUCUCUCCCUUUAAUUCCAAAGACACGCUCUUCCUGUACAAUGCUUUAUGGGCACUAAUGUUACCCACAACCGUGACAAAUAGUGAGACAGAUAUCUGGCGCGGAUAUUGGAUCCAGCGACUUUUAUGGGAAAUUGAUGGCAAUUUGGCAUUUUUUCCACCCAAUGCUGUCCACACGGAUAGCGAACAUUUUACUUUGGAUAAGGCUGUCGUCGAUGAAAAACGUGUUUAUUUUCAAACGGAAGAUGUGAUAAAGUUCUUGAGGCAAUGGCAAUGUCCUGAGGAUUUUAUAUUCUAUGAUUGUAUUAUGAGACUCAGUAGUGAAAUGGUGAAUCAUGAUUUCUGGGACUAUAGUGAUUAUGAUUUGGCAAAAUCAUGGCUGAAUGAUCUGAAAGCAGCAGGAUUUGUGUUACCACAAAGACACAGUACCAAACCCAUUUCUCAUAUGCAGUCUCUUUUCCAAAAUAUCAGCAAUAUUAAAUCGGAAGUAUCUAAAGACCCCAGAGACCCCAAGGCAGUGUAUUUUUGGCCUUCUGAACAGAAUCCACCUUCAAUAUAUUCCAGUGCUGUGGAAACCAAUGGUAUGUCAUGGAAUCACAUAAACAGGGUGAUUAAAAUGUGUUCAGGUGCUCAAGUCUCUAUCUCACACAACAUGUUUAAAGCACACAAACAAUACGAGGACAUAUUGUUAAUAAUAGUGUUUAACUUUCCACAUUUAAAUAACAUCCAUAAUUUACAGACAUUAUACAGUAUUCAUUUCCCACAUAUGCUGUUUUGUGCAAACGAUACUAGACAAUUUGAAGCGGUUUCAAAAAAUCUAAAACAAAGGGUGAGCUUUGUUAAAACUUAUACCACUCAAGGUAUCGUAAUAUAUAAUUGUUUAAGUCAUGCAAUAACUAUGAACUAUGACGUCAGUGGUUAUAUCAUUAUGGGUGAUGACGUACUACUCAAUACUUGGAAUAUAGCAGAUCUACCACGCGAUAAAUUUUGGUUUCAAAAAUCUCUGCAAGUCUUUAAUAAGUCAGACUCUUAUGAACGAAAUCGUUGGAUUUGGUGGAAACGAAAGUCUGGAAAACAGGCGUAUAAUAAUUUGUUCAACUUUCUACAAACAAUCCCAUCCCUUAAUCCUGAAAAAGCACCUAUAAUUCAUGACUUUAAUCAGAUGCUUAAAAGUAAUACACAAUCGGACGAUGGACUUUUACGAGCUGUAGCGGAUUUUUUAUAUGUACCAAAGCGUUUUAAGGACCGUAUGUUAUACUUUUUAGAAAUCUUUUCCAGGCAUGGGGUGAUGUUAGAAUUGACGCUACCUACUGUAAUGGGAGGAUUGGAUCACCGCAAAAAUAUUGUACCCAUACGUGGUGUUGUUUUAUGGUACGAAAACCGUUCAAACUAUACUGCCAGUUUCAACCCAUCGAGUCAUUUUAUGCACCCACUGAAGUUAGGUAAAGAAAUGAAAAAGGAGAAAGGUUGGCGUUUUGUUUGCUCACGUGUUAUCCCAUUGAUGCUGCAUGGAGUAGCAAAAAAGAAUUAAUACAGUUGUCGGAAAACCAGUGGGUGUGUCUGAAAUUAAGACUAAUAAGAUACAUGAGUUUGCCUUUACAACCUUUGUCUCUGUGUUCCUACCAGUGUAGCGGGGUUCUCUGUGAAUGGGACUCGGGACUGAAAAGGGCACCAGUUUUCGUCUGGAACUCGGGACUGAAAAUGGUACCGUUUUCGUAUGGAACUUAGUAGGCUAUUUCACUGUCUUACCAAAAAGUGUAGUAAAUGAGGCAAACACGAAAUGAACUGGCUCAAAAUUGCCCACAUCGUUCCAACCUAACCGACUAGUGGCUAAGCUUACCCACUAACUUGCUAAAAACCUAUCUUCAAAAGGUCACUUGAAGUAUCAGCUACACUUAUUUUCAUUGUCGUUAUGAAAAAGAGGUUUGCAGUUACCUUACUAGAGUGAACUUCAUGGAAGACGAAAUCAAUUAUAUGUGUGAAAUAGCUUUAUUUAACGCCCGCUUCCACAGAGGUGAUAUUGCAGACAAAGCCAAUUAUAAAUUGUUAAAUUGUUUUAUAGCGAUGACUGACUAGUGACUAAAGAACAUAAAUAUAUAUCUUUAGUAUUUAUGGAAAUUCUACAUUUGUGCUUGGAACGAUUUACGAAUUUCUCUCGUUUGUGCGUAAGAACAUGUCAGUCUGUAAUUUAUUCAUUAUAUUUUAAUGGCUCCCGGUGUUGGUCGAGAAAUUUUUCUCUUUCCCUUUUCUAGUGAGGGUGCCCCUUAAUGGCAGAUGAAAAUCGAAAUAACCAGGACAAAAUUUCUAUUGUUAAUAUACUUAGAGGCCCGACAAUUUUAAGAAUACAACAGAAUCUCGUUUGUUUUAUCGCUAACCAAAUAUAUCAAAAUAUAUAUUCUUAUAUACGUGUAUAUUAAUAUCCGGUUACUAUCCCCUCUGUCCAUCAGCUAGAUGAGAUCAAAGUAUCCAUAGCAAGAACGGUCAGCUCUUUAUCUAAAUGUCACAUAAUAGAUGAUACAUCUUUAAGGAAAAACCGUAGACGAGUUUUCAAUGGGAAAUUAACCGUUUCGUUUUUGUUGUUGUUGAUUGUUAUGUUUCCAUCUUAAUGUAUUUAUUGUAAUUGCAAUAAUAAUAUGCUUGUAUGUUUUUGUAACAGAGUCCAACUACGUAUGUUAAAAAUAAAAUAACUAAACCAAGUAAUAAAAAGUGCAGUAGGCUGUGGUAAUGUCUUGCCUAAAAGCCUAGUAACCGAAGCAGUAACGAAAUGGACUGACUCAAAAUGUAUUAGUUCAGUGAUCACUUGGCUAUGGCUUAACCGCUGUCUUGCUCACAACAUGUCAUCAAAACGGCACCACACAGCGCCACCGUAUAACAUUACACCUAAAUGCGGAUUCAAAUAGCUUACACGUAUAAGCAUAAAUUAAACAUAAUUUAUGCAAGAGCUAAAUCUGCCUAUUUCAGGUCUUUCUUUGGGCCCGAGAUGUUAUCUAAAUUAUUAAUUAGACAUGACUCAACUUAUCCAGACCAUAAUCAACUCUCGAUGUCAACGCUAGACUGCGAUGUUACUGGGUUAGGAUACCAUUUGCUGCUCCACUUUCAUUCUUGAUUUAAUCAUGAAAUGGAUAAUCGAGACUAUUUUUUUUUAUCGUACCAACUUUAGUAAUGAUUAUCGAGGCUAGGCUGAAAAUUCAAUCGCUAAAAUCUCAGUUCAGAGUGGAUCAAUUUGACUGAAAUUUUCAGCAAAUUCCCUUAACAUUAUCUAGUUUUUAACUAUUAUUGUGAGAACUGCCAGCUCUUUAUCUAAUCUCCCAUAAUGUAUCUUUAAGUAUUACAUACCCAAUACCGGUUUGUAUAAUUAAGUCGUUCGAGUGUCGUUCUAUUUUACUAUAGAAAUCAGCAAGUGUUGUUAAUCAGAGUACCAAGUCGUCAAGAUGUCAGUCCAAGGUCAAGAUCAAGAAAUCGACACAAAUCCUGAAAAUCCACAAGCCAAUCCACCGACAAUUAAUAAUGGUGAAGAGCAAGAUAAUGAAGAAAACGUCACAUCUCUUAAACGUCAGAGAAAACAGCUCAAGAGCAAAUUUACUCAUUCAAUAAAUCGUGUUCAGUCUAAUAUCAGAAAGGGGGAGGCCAACGUUAGAGGUCU
Messenger RNA from Patella vulgata (common limpet), 4775 nucleotides. RefSeq lists its product as uncharacterized. NCBI's taxonomy places the organism in Eukaryota, Metazoa, Mollusca, Gastropoda, Patellidae. Bases 324 to 2663 code for a protein of 779 amino acids. The transcript is spliced from 4 exons. The record is from RefSeq and is a predicted model, not a curated record.